Messenger RNA from Adineta ricciae, 963 nucleotides. The record is from the annotation of a GenBank genome assembly. Lineage: Eukaryota; Metazoa; Rotifera; Eurotatoria; Adinetida; Adinetidae.
AUGACAGACAUAACCAAAACGUUUCGUGCAAUCAUAAAAGCGAAGCAAAUCUCGAGUGAUUUCAAUCUUGGAUUGAGCAAACGUUCGAAAAAGAAUGAAAAAAUCUCGACAGGAUUUUUAUCUCAAGCAAAGAUCAUUCUAAGUGACAUCACAAAACUGAAAUAUUCUUUAUUGGAAUCUCGAACGAAUUAUCUUAGUCCAAUUUACCUUCUCUCUUCAACAAACAAGAUUAUGAAUGACGAACAACGUCAUGACUACGAACAGCAUGUCGAGAGACAAAUUAAACGCUGUCGAGACAAUCUUGAAGAAUUAAAAUCUUCGAUUGGGUUAAUUUGCUUUCAAGGACAACGACGUGCACAUUUCGAGUUAGUUUGCGCGUACUUGGAACGUGAUCUCGUCGAAUGUACAAAGAUUUACAGUGAACAAAAAUGUUUACGAUACAAGCGUGAAUCUGAAAGGAAGAAAAUUGGAAGAUUAGACAACGACGUCCUGCGAGUCACUCUGAGCGCUAAUAAGAAUAAAACAGAAAAUUUAGUCGAAAAUGCCAAGAAUGAGAACAACUCGGAAAUUAUCGUCACGAAAAUUUCGCAAUUCGACGCAGAUGAACAGGAACAUCAGAUUCCAUCGGCACCAUUGAAGUCAACUGAAUUACAUCAACUACAACUGGAAAAUGAUCGCUUGUAUCAUGAUGUCGCACAACGUAGUGAGGAAAUUCACGCCAUAUCAACUCAAGUUGUCGAAAUUGCUCAACUACAGAACGAAUUAUUUGAUAACAUCUUCAGUCAAAAGGAUCUCAUUCAAAAUGUUGAUGCUGCAGCAGUGGCAAGUAAUGAUGACUUAGCUGCUGCGAUUAUACACAUUCGUGAUGCGAUCAGAAACACUGCCCAAAUGCGUCGUUGGGUGAUCUUUUUCUUACUUGUUAUGAUUUUUUCCCUUCUCUUUCUCGAUUGGUACAAUGUGUGA